Mucor mucedo is the source of this 2551-nucleotide messenger RNA. Its product is annotated as 5-methyltetrahydropteroyltriglutamate-homocysteine S-methyltransferase. The transcript has 2 exons. Bases 23 to 2335 code for a protein of 770 amino acids. The record is from RefSeq and is a predicted model, not a curated record. NCBI's taxonomy places the organism in Eukaryota, Fungi, Mucoromycota, Mucoromycetes, Mucorales, Mucoraceae. Gene Ontology annotation, molecular function: 5-methyltetrahydropteroyltriglutamate-homocysteine S-methyltransferase activity; zinc ion binding.
UUUCAUUUAAUUAUAUAUAACAAUGGUUGUUGCUACUAAUCUCGGUUUCCCUUAUGUCGGUGCUAAGCGUGAGCUUAAGAAGUCUGUCGAAGCUUUCUGGUCUGGAAAGAUUUCUUCUGAUGAACUCAAGACUGCUUACCAAGGUAUCCAAGAAUCUCACUGGAAGUUGCAAAAGGAACAAGGUCUUCAACAUAUUCCCUCUGGUGAAUUCACUUUGUACGAUCGUGUUUUAGAUACUGCUCAACAAUUCGGUGUUAUUCCCACUCGUUACCAACAUAUCAAGGAUCCUCUUCAACAAUUCUUUGCUAUGGGUCGUGGUAUUCAAAAGGCUGCUACCGAAACUACUGAGAAGAUUGAUGUUCCUGCUCAAGAGAUGAAGAAGUGGUUCGAUACCAACUACCAUUUCAUUGUCCCUGAAUUCGAACCUACUCAAGAGUUCAAGCUCCAAGCUCCUCGUUCUGUUGAACAAUAUAACACUGCUAAGGCUCUUGGUAUUGAGACUCGUCCUGUUAUCGUUGGUCCUGUUACUUUCCUUCAUCUUGGUAAGACUGCCAAGGGUUUCGAGGAAUUCGAUACUCUCUCUCUUCUUCCCAAGCUUAUCCCUGUUUACAUCGAACUCUUGAAUCAACUCCAAGCUGCCGGUGCUGAAUGGGUCCAAAUUGAUGAGCCCGCUCUUAUCUUUGAUUUGCCCGCUAAUGUUAAGGCUGCUUUCGAAGAAGCUUACAAGGCCAUCAAUGCUGCUACUUCCAUCAAGACUUUAGUUGCUGCUUACUUUGGUCGUGUUGAAGAUAACAUCUCUGGUCUCCUUCCUCAUGUUGAUGCUCUUCACCUUGAUCUCGUUCGUGCUCCUGAGGAACUUGAUACCGUUCUUCCUCUCUUGAACAACAAGCAAAUUUUGUCUCUUGGUCUUGUUGAUGGUCGUAACAUUUGGAUCAACGAUCUUUCCAAGUCCAUCAAGUUGGCUCAAAAGGCUGUCGCUGCUCUCGGUACUGAUCGUGUCUUCAUUGCUCCUUCUUGUUCUCUUGCUCACUCUCCUUUCUCUACUGUCUUUGAAAAGAAGAUUGCUGCCAAGAACCCUGAACUCUUGAGCUGGUUGUCUUUCUCUGUUGAGAAGACCAAGGAAAUUGUCACCAUUGCUACUGCUAUUAACCAAGGUGUCGAUGCUGUUAAGGAUACUAUCGCUGCCAAUGCCGCUGCUCUUGAAUCUCGUCGUACUUCUCGUCAAACCUCCAACCCUGAAGUCCGUGAGCGUGCCUCUAAGAUCCCUGCUGCUGACUGGAAGCGUCCUGAUGUCUUUGAAGUCCGUAGACAAGCCCAAGUUAAGAAGCUCAACUUGCCUCUUUUCCCUACCACCACUAUUGGUUCUUUCCCUCAAAACAAGGAAAUCCGUGUUGCUCGUCAAAAGUUCAACAAGGGUGAGCUCUCUCCUGCUGAUUAUGAUGCUUUCAUCAAGGGUCAAAUGAAGUUCAUGGUUGAUUUCCAAGAAAGAGUUGGUUUGGAUGUCUUUGUUCAUGGUGAGCCCGAGCGUAACGAUAUGGUUGAACAUUUCGGUCACUUGCUCCAUGGUUAUGAUUUCACUGAAAACGGUUGGGUUGUCUCUUAUGGUUCUCGUUGUGUCAAGCCUCCUGUCAUCUUUGGAGAUGUUUCUCGUCGUGGACCCAUGACUAUUGAUGAGACCGUCUAUGCUCAAUCUCUUACCAAGAAGCCUAUGAAGGGUAUGUUGACUGGUCCCGUUACCAUGAUGAAGUGGUCUUUUGUUCGUGAUGAUAUCACCCUCAUUGAAGUCUGUACUCAAAUUGGUCUUGCUCUCCGUGAUGAAGUUGUUGAUCUCGAAACUGCUGGUAUUCCUUGUAUUCAAGUUGAUGAGCCUGCUAUCCGUGAGGGUCUUCCUAUUCGUCGUGCUGAUUGGGAUGCUUAUCUUGAAUGGUCUGUUGCUUGUUUCCGUCUCUCUACUGCUGGUGUCCGCAACGAGACUCAAAUCCACACUCAUAUGUGUUACUCUGACUUCAACGAUAUCUUUGAUGCCAUUUCUGCUCUUGAUGCUGAUGUUAUCACCAUUGAAAACUCCAAGUCUGACGAAAAGUUGCUCAAGAUCUUUGCUCUCAAGAAGUACAACAAGGAACUCGGUGCCGGUACUUUUGAUAUCCACAGUCCUCGUGUCCCUUCUGUCGAAGAAAUGAAGCAAAAGAUUGUUGAUUUGCUCAAGUACAUGCCCAAAGAAUUACUCUGGGUUAACCCUGAUUGUGGUUUGAAGACUCGUGCCUGGCCUGAAACUGAAGCUGCUUUGGCCAACAUGGUUGAGGUUGCCAAGAUCCUCCGUGCUGAAUACGCUUAAAUUCUACUUCAAGCAAAAUAUGUAAAAAAGUUCAACACUAAUUAGAUAUCCCGAUUUUUCUUAUAAUUCUGCCUUAAAACCCUUUCCCCACUUAUGUAAAAAGUUCAACACUGUAUAAUAGUCCAACAAAAAAAGUAUAUAUAUGCUUAUAUUCUUUGUUUCAAUAAUAAAAAAAUGAUUUUUACUCAUAAAAAAAAAAAAAAAAAAAAAAAAAAA